AAAUGAAAUAAAAAAAAACAAUUUAGUGAUGACACAUGUCAUUCGCGUACAGCUCGAAGCAGAAACAAAAAUAAUUUAAAGACAAAAGAUGCUGCAAUCAAUGCUAAUUCGUUAUUUACUAUUUAUUUUGCUAUUCUUUCAAUUAAUAUUAUUCAACCAAAGUGCACAUUUAAGUGGAACCUUUCGAACGAAUGACUUUUUCAAAUUCAUCGUCAAAUUCGGAUUUCAAAAAACCGAAAGACAUCCGCAAAAAGAUUCAUUUGGCUACAUUUUCGGUAAUAUUACGGCGAGAGACAGUUUUCCCGUGCCAGUUACAUUUGCUGUAUUGGACAAAUACAGCUUCUUGGAGUAUUACGGCAAUCGAACGAUUUUAAACAAAGAUGUGGCAUGUCGAAGAAUGUUCGAACGAUUGGACAAUUUUGCGUACGAUAAAACGUGUAACCAGCAAGCGAAAGUGGAUUUCCUGAGAAAAGUGCCGUGUGAUAAAGGGAAACUGUGCAGUGAUGAGGAUACGCCGGAAAAUGUUGUGCCAGAUAGUCAAUUCACCUACGUCAUUAGUGAUCUAAUGCAACCACGAUUCUGGUACGUAUCAAUUGUAGCCUGCUAUCGUGACUCGUCGUGUACAUGGCACCAUUUCGAUCCGAAAAAAUUUCCCAACGCCUCGAAACACGCCUAUGACAUCGACUAUGACAUCCAGCUGGUGAAUGGAAAUCCGUAUCAGUCACCGUCUAGCCGAUUCACCUAUCACUUUUCGUUCGAACAGCAGAACAUAUUGGAAAUGAAUUUGAUUUUCUUUGCGGUCUAUCUGUUUCUGGUGCCGAUGCAAGUGUAUGCAGUGCGCAUACAGAAGCAUCCAGUGACGAAAUUGUUUACGCUCAGUUUGAUUUUGGAAUUCAUUAGCCUGUGCUUCAUACUCAGCUAUUCGAUACGGUUUGCUGUGAGUGGGGUCGGAAAUGAGGCGUCACGAACGAUCGGUGACAUUUUUGAUAUUUUGAGUCGAACAUCGUUCAUGUUGAUAUUGCUGCUACUCGCCAAAGGAUGGGCAGUGACGAGACAACAGAUUAGCAAAACGAGUUGGUUCAUUUUGAUGGCAAUUUGGAUUCCAUAUGUGGCUUUUCACAUGGUUCUCUAUGUGUGGAAUCGGACUGAGGUCGAUAUCAUAUCAGACAUUGAUGAAUAUCAAACAUGGCCGGGAUGGUUAGUCCUAGCGUGCAGAUCCUGUAUCAUGCUGUGGUUUCUAUGGGAACUGCGGAACACUAUGAAGUAUGAACACUCUUCGAAGAAGCUCGACUUUCUACUGCAUUUCGGUGCAUCGAGUUUAGUUUGGUUUAUUUACUUGCCCAUCGUAGCCAUUGUUGCACUUCAAGUUAGUCCAAUGUGGCGAUACAAACUACUAUUAGGAAUAACAAAUUCAGCUGAUUUAUUAGGAUACUGUGUAAUGACCGGAUUACUUUGGCCUAACCGAGCAGGUCAAUAUUUACUGCUCGCCGGUACCAAUUACGCCGGCAUGGAUGAAUUGGACGAAUUCAAUGAAGCACCGCAUAUCGUCCACGGUGAUGUACUGCUGUCGCCGUCAUUAAGCACUGAGAACCUAAGUCAAGAUCUGCCACUCGACAUUAACGGUCGCAUCACCGCCGAUCUUUUAGACGAUGAUGAUGAAGACAUUGUUUUGAGUACGGACGAUCUUCUAACUCCCGGUAACCAUCACUUCAAUGCCCAUCAUGGCAAUCGUGACGGUUUACUACUGAUCAAUGGAGAGGCUGUAGAUUUAAGUAAAAACAAUGGUCACAAUAUGAUGGCCUGAAUGGGGAUCGCUGCGUAAAAAGAGACAAGUUAAUUCAAUCGAAACAUUGAACGAUGAACUCAAACAGAACUUAACGAAACAGUAAUCGUCGCGGUAAGAGUUUACUUAUUGUAAUGGUUGUGAUAAAAUCCAAACGCAUUUUUGCUUCGACUUUGUUUUCAUUUUUCCAAUCUACAGCAACAA
Bradysia coprophila is the source of this 1987-nucleotide messenger RNA. Its product is annotated as transmembrane protein 145. The record is from RefSeq and is a predicted model, not a curated record. Gene Ontology annotation, biological process: G protein-coupled receptor signaling pathway; response to pheromone. NCBI's taxonomy places the organism in Eukaryota, Metazoa, Arthropoda, Insecta, Diptera, Sciaridae.